UGAGGUCAUUGUGGUCUGUGCACCCUACCGCUUAUGGCAUUCAGCUCUAAACUAUCGACGACGACGCGUUGCGCUUUCUGUUUCGCUCUUUCUCUUUUAUCUCCUUGCAACAGAUGAUCCAGCUUUUCGUCUUCCGUUCUCUCUGAGCUUCCCAAGUGUAUCCAAUUCAACUGCAAAAUCUCCCGUCCUCAAGCCUUUAACCUGUUCCUCAACUGCACCAGCGGCUACAGCACUGCAGCAUUCGGGUUAAGCUCCUGGCCCCGCUAAACAGCUUGACACUAACAAUUCCCACUGAAGUGACAGUCAACACCAACGCUAUUGAUCACUAGAUUCGCGAUCCAUAACACUCAACCAUGUCGUCGGAAAUCCCCCCUACGAUGCGCGCCUGGCAGUAUGCGCAGACUACUGGUGGCCUGGAACAAAACUUGGUGCUCAAGGACGAUGUUCCCGUGCCCACCCUCUCGCCGCGUCUGGGCGACAACGAGCUGCUCAUCGAGGUUCUCAGCGCGAGCAUCAACCCAUCAGACUACAAGGUCGCCGAACUGCCCCUGAAUCUGGGCCGUGCUCUCGUCCGAACUCCUGCCACUCCCGCCUGGGACUUUUGCGGACGCGUCGUCAAGUCCACCAACACCGUCGACAACUUUCGGGUCGGCGAGAUUGUCUUUGGCCGUCAAGCCCCUACUCAGCAGGGCGCUUGCGGUCAAUACAUCGUGGCAUCGGCAAAGGCUUGUGCCUCCCUGCCCUCGGGUGUCGACGUUGACGAGGCUGCCUCCAUCCCCUGUGCUGGAUUGACCGCCUACCAGACCAUUGCUCCCCACGUCAAGCCUGGCGACAAGGUCUUCCUCAAUGGCGGUUCCGGUGGUGUCGGCUCCUUUGGCAUUCAGAUUGCAAAGGCCCUUGGCUGCCAUGUCACAAUCUCGUGCUCUGCCGCCAAAGCCGAGCAAUGCAAGGCCCUUGGCGCCGACGACAUCAUUGACUACACAGCUGUCGAUGUCUGCCAGGCCCUGAAAGAACGCGGUCAAGUCUUCAAGCUCUGCGUCGACAAUGUCGGUUUUCCGGCGGAACUGUACAAGGCCGGCGAUGACUAUCUCCUGCCCGAUGGAAAGUUUGUGCAGGUCGGUGGGCCUAUGUCCUUGGCUGCCGUGUCUUCGACCAUGUCCAGGCUAUUGAGACCCUCCUUUCUCGGUGGCGGAAAACGCAAGUUUCAACUGUACACAUUGAUGGGCGAUCAAUACCAGGACUUGGCUAUACUCGGCCAGAUAGUCGCAGAGGGCAAAGUCAAGCCCGUAGUCGAGCAUGCCUAUGAGUUUGAGGAUGUUCCGACAGCCUUCAGGGACCUCAGGAAGGGCAAGACGCAUGGCAAGUUGGUCAUUCAUGUGUCUGAUAAGAGGGCAUGAGUUAUUGCAGCAUCCCCCACAUUUCCUGCAGACAUAUGCUCGUGAAAAGCACCAUGGUCCAGGCAUAAGCCAUAGCUAUCAUAUAAAAGCUCCUUGCUACUGUCAUCAGACCCUUUUGGUUCUCGUCACAACCUCCAUCAAGUCCGAAACUGCACAGGAUUACUGAUACAUACUCGCCAUCUGCUCCGCACCAAGAAGUAAAAGAGC
Molecule: messenger RNA, 1604 nt
Organism: Neurospora tetraspora
Lineage: Eukaryota; Fungi; Ascomycota; Sordariomycetes; Sordariales; Sordariaceae
Exons: 1
Coding region: 354-1397 (347 amino acids)
Cellular component (GO): mitochondrion
Molecular function (GO): oxidoreductase activity
Source: RefSeq, a predicted model, not a curated record